This is a messenger RNA of Rangifer tarandus platyrhynchus (Svalbard reindeer), 3240 nucleotides long. The record is from the annotation of a GenBank genome assembly. Lineage: Eukaryota; Metazoa; Chordata; Mammalia; Artiodactyla; Cervidae.
AUGUCGCGCCGGAAGCCGGCCUCCUCCAGUCCAGCGUCUGCAAGGCAGGCUGUUUUGAGCAGAUUCUUCCAGUCUACGGGAAGCCUGAAAUCCACCGCAUCCCCAGCGGGUGCAGCCGAGAAGGCGGACCCUGACUGUGACUCCGCGGCGCCUCUAGCGUCCACGCUGCCGCCGCAGUUGCAGCCACACGUGGUUGCAGAAAUUGACAGACGUAAAAAGAGAGCGCUGGAGAAUGAUGGACCUGUUAAAAAGAAAGCAAGGAAUGUCCAAGAAAAGGAAGAAGGAAGUGAUUCUGUAAUGUCUGGGAACUCUGAGCCCAAGAAACAUCUGAGGACCAGGACUGUUUUAAAGUCUCUGGAAAAACUGAAAGAAUUCUGCUGCGAUUCUGCCCUUCCUCAAAAUAGAGUCCAGACAGAACCUCUUCAGAAGAAGUUUGCAGUUCUGCCAAAAUGUACUGAUUUUGAGGAUAUUGAUCUUCUACGUGCAAAGAAUGCAGUUUCUUCUGAAGAUUCCAAAUCCCAAACUAGCCAAAAGGAUAAGACAGUCAGCCAUUUUGGACCAUCACAAAGGAGUUAUGAAAACCUACAGAAAACAUCUGAUUCUAAACCAUCUAAUAAACGGACUAAAAGCAUCUACACACCCUUAGAAUUACAAUACUUAGAAAUGAAGCAGCAGCAGAAAGAUGCAAUUUUGUGUGUGGAAUGUGGAUAUAAGUAUAGAUUCUUUGGGGAAGAUGCAGAGAUUGCAGCCCAGGAGCUCAAUAUCUAUUGCCAUUUAGAUCACAACUUUAUGACAGCAAGCAUACCUACUCACCGACUGUUUGUUCACGUACGCCGCCUUGUGGCCAAAGGAUAUAAGGUGGGAGUUAAGAUAUCCUUUUUGAUCAAGCUGGAUGAUGCUGUAAAUGUCGAUGAGGUAAUGACUGAUACUUCUACCAGCUAUCUUCUGUGUAUCUGUGAAAACAAAGAAAACGUUAAAGACAAAAAAAAGGGGAGCGUUUCCAUUGGAGUUGUGGGAGUACAGCCCACCACAGGUGAGGUUGUGUUCGACAGUUUCCAGGACUCCGCUUCCCGUUCAGAACUUGAAACUCGGAUACUGUGCCUGCAGCCAGUGGAGCUGCUGCUUCCGUCAGAUUUGUCGGAGCAAACGGAGAUGCUCAUCCACCGGGUCACGGCUAUGAGUGUGCGGGAUGACAGAAUUCGAGUAGAAAGGAUGAAGAACGUGUAUUUUGAGUACAGCCAUGCUUUCCAAGAGGUUACAGAAUUUUAUGCAAAAGAUGUAGUCGACAUUAAAGAUUCUCAAAGUUUUUCUGACAUCAUUAACUUGGAGAAGCCUGUGAUUUGCUCUUUGGCUGCCAUAAUAAGAUACCUCAAAGAGUUUAACUUGGAAAAGGUGCUUUCCAAACCCAAGAAUUUUAAACAGUUGUCAGGUGAAAUGGAGUUCAUGACAAUUAAUGGAACAACAUUAAGGAACCUGGAAAUCCUUCAGAAUCAGACUGAUAUGAAAACAAAAGGAAGUUUAUUUUGGGUUUUAGACCAUACUAAAACUUCAUUUGGGAGGCGCAAGUUAAAGAAGUGGGUGACCCAGCCGCUCCUUAAAUUAAGGGAAAUAAAUGCUCGACUUGAUGCUGUAUCUGAAGUUCUCCAUUCAGAAUCCAGUGUGUUUGGUCAGAUAGAAAAUCAUCUACGUAAAUUGCCUGACAUAGAGAGAGGACUCUGUAGCAUUUAUCACAAAAAAUGUUCUACGCAGGAGUUCUUCCUGAUUGUCAAAACCCUGUAUCACUUGAGGUCAGAAUUUCAAGCACUAAUACCUGCUGUGAAUUCCCAUGUUGAGUCAGAGUUGCUCCAGACAUUUAUUUUAGAAAUUCCUGAACUCCUCAGUCCAGUGGAGCAUUACUUAAAGAUACUCAAUGAACAGGCUGCCAAGAUUGGAGAUAAAACUGAAUUAUUCAAAGAUCUUUCUGACUUCCCUUUAAUAAAAAAGAGGAAGGAUGAAAUUCAAGACGUUACCCACAAGAUCCAAACACAUUUGCAAGAAAUACGAAAAAUACUAAAAAAUCCUUCUGCACAAUAUGUGACUGUAUCAGGACAGGAGUUUAUGAUUGAAGUAAAGAAUUCUGCUGUAUCUUGUAUACCAGCUGAUUGGGUUAAGGUUGGAAGCACAAAAGCUGUGAGCCGCUUUCACUCUCCUUUUAUUGUAGAAAAUUACAGACAUCUGAAUCAGCUCCGGGAGCAGCUAGUCCUUGACUGCAGUGCUGAAUGGCUUGCUUUUCUAGAGAGUUUCAGUGAACAUUAUCACUCCUUGUGUAAAGCAGUCCAUCACCUAGCAACGGUUGACUGCAUUUUCUCCCUGGCCAAGGUUGCUAAGCAAGGAGAUUACUGCAGACCAGCUCUACAAGAAGAAAGGAAAAUCCUAAUAAAAAAUGGCCGGCACCCUGUGAUUGACGUGCUGCUGGGAGAGCAGGACCAGUUUGUUCCCAACAGUACAGAUUUGUCAGGGGACUCAGAGAGAGUCAUGAUAAUUACUGGACCAAACAUGGGUGGAAAAAGCUCGUACAUAAAACAGGUUGCAUUGAUUACUGUCAUGGCUCAGAUUGGCUCCUAUGUACCUGCAGAGGAAGCAACAAUUGGAAUUGUGGAUGGCAUUUUCACAAGGAUGGGAGCUGCGGAUAACAUAUAUAAAGGACAGAGUACAUUUAUGGAAGAACUGACCGACACAGCAGAAAUAAUAAGAAAAGCAACACCGCAGUCUCUGGUUAUCUUGGAUGAAUUGGGAAGGGGGACGAGCACCCAUGAUGGAAUCGCCAUUGCUUAUGCUACACUUGAACAUUUCAUUAGAGAUGUGAAAUCCUUAACCCUGUUUGUUACCCAUUAUCCACCAGUUUGUGAACUAGAAAAAAGUUACUCACAACAGGUGGGGAAUUAUCACAUGGGAUUUUUGGUCAACGAGGAUGAAAGCAAACAGGAUGCAGGUGAAGAAGACCAGGUCCCUGAUUCUGUCACAUUUCUUUAUCAAAUAACCAGAGGAAUUGCAGCAAGGAGUUAUGGACUCAAUGUGGCUAAACUAGCAGAUGUUCCUGGAGAAAUUUUAAAGAAAGCAGCUAGCAAGUCCAAAGAGCUGGAAGGAUUAGUAAAUAUGAAAAGGAAAAAGCUAAAGUGUUUUGCGAAGCUUUGGACGAUAGAUGAUGCAAAAGGCUUGCAAAAGUGGACAGAAGAAGAAAUUACAGACUUCUCUUUGUGA